Microcebus murinus (gray mouse lemur) is the source of this 1818-nucleotide messenger RNA. Its product is annotated as small ribosomal subunit protein eS4, X isoform-like. Gene Ontology annotation, biological process: translation. Gene Ontology annotation, molecular function: RNA binding; structural constituent of ribosome. NCBI's taxonomy places the organism in Eukaryota, Metazoa, Chordata, Mammalia, Primates, Cheirogaleidae. Gene Ontology annotation, cellular component: cytosolic small ribosomal subunit; ribosome. The record is from RefSeq and is a predicted model, not a curated record.
CUAACUCACUGAGUGCCAAGCCCCCUGUAGCGUGUCUCCAGCCUCUGGGGUCUCUCUGUGUGUGGCUCCCUGCCUGGCUUGCAGCCAUUCAGCCAAGGUGGCCUUGUUGUCAGAAUUGUUAAAAGCUGGCCCUUCCAUUCAAAGUCUGCUCGAUGUUGACCCGUCCGCCCUCGGAAGCCGCCUAGUCAGGAUAGAUUUCUAUUCAAAAGUCACUAUGGCGAGCUCUGAGGUUCCAAUUUGAGUUCAGUUAGGAAAAUAAUUAAUAGACCAAAAAAUGACCCACAUUUGGAGUCAGGGGCCCAGGUCUGCCACCUAUUCUCUGAGCAAGUCACUUUUCCUCUCUGGGCCUCAGUUUCCUCAUGUGACAAACCGAUAGGUUAGACUUGAUGUUUCUAAGAUGGCUUAUAACCUUGACGUUCUGUAACCGCACGUGAGCAAAGCUGUGGACUCAACCAUACAAGUUUUUUUUUUUUUUUCAUACAAGUUUUAAUUAAAGUUGUUUGAUGAUGGGUGGACAUGGGAGAGUUCAUUAAAUGCAUGUGUGCAUGCACACGCGGACACAUGCACACACACAUGCUUUUCUGGGGAAUCAAGACAUAGCCUUUGUUCUCUGCCCUCCUCUGUUUUCCGCACAGUUGAUAAAACCUGUCCACUGCUAGGAAAGUACUAUUAGGUUGGUGCAAAAGUAAUUGCAUUUUUGGAUCAUGAAUUUUAGAUCGUUAUAUUUGGAUCAUUAUAAUUAGGCUCGAACACAUCUUUGUUAAUCAAAAUAGGAACCAUUACAAUCAACACACUUUUGCCAAUGAGAAAUAAGUUUGUUUAUUCCUAUAGUGAAAAAAUUCAUGCUUCAGGAUUCCUCAAUUUCUUGGAAAGCAUUUUAUGCAUCCUGCUGGUUGUGGAAGCGUUUUCCCUGUAACAAGUUGCUGACCUCUUUCCAUGCUUAGCGCAGCCAUGGCCCGCGGUCCCAAGAAGCAUCUGAAGCAUGUAGCAGCUCCAAAGCAUUGGAUGCUGGAUAAGCUGACCGGUGUGUUUGCUCCUCGUCCAUCCACCGGUCCCCACAAGCUGAGAGAGUGUCUCCCACUCAUCAUUUUCCUAAGAAACAGGCUUAAGUAUGCCCUGACAGGAGAUGAAGUGAAGAAGAUCUGCAUGCAGCGCUUCAUUAAAAUCGAUGGCAAGGUCCGAACUGAUAUAACCUACCCUGCUGGAUUUAUGGAUGUCAUCAGCAUUGACAAGACUGGAGAGAAUUUCCGUCCGAUUUAUGACACCAAAGGUCACUUUGCUGUUCAUCGUAUCACACCUGAGGAGGCCAAGUAUAAGUUGUGCAAAGUGAGAAAAAUCUUUGUGGGCACAAAAGGAAUCCCUCAUCUCGUGACUCAUGAUGCUCGUACCAUCCGCUAUCCUGAUCCACUCAUCAAAGUGAAUGACACCAUUCAGAUUGAUUUGGAGACUGUCAAGAUUACUGAUUUCAUCAAGUUUGACACUGGUAACCUGUGCAUGGUGACUGGAGGCGCUAACCUGGGGAGAAUUGGUGUGAUCACCAACAGAGAAAGACAUCCCGGGUCUUUUGAUGUGGUUCAUGUGAAAGAUGCCAAUGGCGACAGCUUUGCCACUCGCCUCUCCAACAUUUUCGUUAUUGGCAAAGGCAACAAACCAUGGAUUUCUCUUCCUCGAGGAAAAGGUAUCCGCCUCACCAUCGCUGAAGAGAGGGGUAAGAGACUGGCAGCCAAACAGAGCUGUGGGUGAAAUCGUCUCCAUGUAACAUAAUAACAUGUUAAAAAGUUAUUUGUACUUAAUUAAAGAUAUUACAGUGUGGAAAAA